AUAUAUAAAAGAAUCGUCAAAGCUCAUUAUAUCGUUUUUAUAAUUAAUUGAUUAAUUUAAUAAGUAUAUAAAGGAAUGGUUUUAGUGUUACAAUGUCACAUAAAAUUUAAUUAUAUCACUUGAAACAGAUAUGUCCACGUGAAAGAAAAUUAACAGAAUCAUAACCUAUAAUCUAUCAAAGGUAUAUUAUAAACAUUUAGCAGUUACGUGUAAGAAAAUAUAAGGUCAGAAGGACCCAAACAAGGACAACAUAUAAACUAGUGUGAAAAACCAACUAAAUGUCACAUGGUUGACGACAUUAAAUUGGUUAAAUACAUUAUAAAAAAAAUUUAAAAACGUAUAUGUGCUAAAAAAAAUAUUUCAUUAGUCACAAUUUAAGUUUAUUUUAACAAAUAUGACAGAUUCCGGUAAUGAAGAUUCAGUGACGAAAUUAAAUACACAAUUAAAUAAGUCUAUGGUGUUAAUGGAAGAUGUUGUUGACACUCCAUCUCAAAGUCAUAAACGCAAAUCUAUUACAAUAAAUACCAAAACACAACCACCCAGUGCGACUAAUAGUCCUAUAGUUAAAGCACGCAAGAGUAUUUUAAAAAAAUCUGACAAACGACCAAAUGAUGAUUCUACAAAUAAUGGAGACAUACAAAUAAAUAGUAAUGAAGAAGAAUUAAGUAAUAUGAUAUCUCAAGAAUCAUCGACUUCAAUCCCAUUAAGACCACAUACUUUGGAAGAAUUAGUUCUAAAAGAAGCAUUAAAUGUGGAAAAUAUAUCAUCUACAUUUAAUCUAGAGGAUAUAUCGGACAAUGAAGACAUAUGGAUUAUGGAUUUACCUAGAUCAAUAGACUCCCAAGAACUUUGUGGUCAAGUAAUAACUUUAGAGGACAAAUCAAAAUUUAGAAUAAAAAACGAACGAUAUUGUAUAGUUGCUCAUAAAAUGGAUCACCAUAUUACAUGUGUUCUUAAUACUAAAACGAAGACUUCCGAAUACAAGACUGUAAAUAUCAAGCCAACUGGUUCUUUAACAAUGAGGAAGAAACUAUCUGGAACACCGGAAAUGAAACCAAUGCCUGUAGAAAAGUCGGGCAUGCAAUUCCCUGAUAAUUUAAAAACAAGACAUCCUUUACUUGGUGUUGUUCGCGAACGUAAAAGGAAAUCGAAGAAACGUAGUUCGUUUAAGAAUUGUAAAUCAGGGAUAUAAUGAAUUUAGAUUAAACAGAUUUUGAAUAAGUGUAAAAAAUGGAAAAUUUGGUAUAAAAAUUUUCUAUCAAAUUUUGUAUUUUUUCUCAGAAUUUUUAUCUUUUUAUAAUGACUAUGACUUUAUAUAAAUAUUGAAAACAUUUUUAUUUAGGAGUACAUGUUAAUUGUUUAACAGAAAUAUGCGUUAGAAUAAAAUACUGCCAUGUAUACAUUAGAAAAUUGUGAAAGUAUGGAUUUUUAGGCUAUACUUACCUAUUUUUUAAUGACAAAUUGCAUUAGAAAAUUGCGUGCAAGCGUGAUUGUGCCGAUAACGCUUUUUCCGGAUAUCUAGCAAAUAAAAAGUGCGAACAAAGA
Messenger RNA from Linepithema humile (Argentine ant), 1545 nucleotides. RefSeq lists its product as uncharacterized. Lineage: Eukaryota; Metazoa; Arthropoda; Insecta; Hymenoptera; Formicidae. The record is from RefSeq and is a predicted model, not a curated record.